Molecule: messenger RNA, 1914 nt
Organism: Aedes albopictus (Asian tiger mosquito)
Lineage: Eukaryota; Metazoa; Arthropoda; Insecta; Diptera; Culicidae
Exons: 4
Coding region: 88-1731 (547 amino acids)
Biological process (GO): regulation of transcription by RNA polymerase II
Cellular component (GO): nucleus
Molecular function (GO): RNA polymerase II cis-regulatory region sequence-specific DNA binding; zinc ion binding; DNA-binding transcription factor activity
Source: RefSeq, a predicted model, not a curated record
AAACCUUUUGUUUGAGAGGAUGAAAACAAAUAAAACACAACACCAAAAACAAACAAGUCGGGAAUUUUUGCAACAGUUUCAGUAAAAAUGAAUGCAUCAAUCACUACAAAACUGCAGAGAGAGGCUGAAAUCGGUCCAGAAGUGGAAUGUUCCAAUCAGCAACAGAUGACAUCCGACGCGCCAGCGGAAACGGAAACACUGGAUAUCGACACAACCGACGAAACCAUCCAACCUCAGCAGGAUGCAUCCUCAGUGGUCGAUUUGGUCCGAGCCUUCAGCGCUGCCUAUAUACCCCUCACGAUGCUGCAUCUGCCCGGACUGGUGGAAUAUCUGCGGGCCAACCUGGACGAUCCGGCCGAUCCUAAAUCGUGCGAACAACUCAAACAAUGCUACCAACGGUUUAUCAGCGAGGAGCUGGAUUCACCGCCGUUAUGUUCCGUAUCAGGUUGCAACACUACUUACGCAGAUAAACGUACGAUAUUCGCCUUUCCGGACUGCAAGGAAUCCGUGAAACUUUGGAAGCAAGCCUUGAACUUGAAAAACCGAGACCGUUACGUAGGCGUAUGUGAGUUGCAUUUUGAGGAGGAUUUCCUGAUCCGUGAUGCAGGAAAGUCGCGGGUGACAUUGAUGCCUGGUGCAGUUCCGAGAAACUCGAAGAAACCACCAGCUGCAGAUACGGGUUUGACGGCGGUCAAUAACCACUGCCGAAUGUGCGGCCUGACGAUAAAGUGUUGCAUGCAGCACAACAUCACCGAACUACAGUCGGAACAACGGCUGCGACCAGUGCUGGACAUGUGCCUGGAGCUGAACGACUCCAUUCACCAGCUGCUUCCGGUGAUGGUUUGCGAUGGAUGCACCAACAUGGUACGGUUCAUUGGGGUAUUCGUUCAAAGUUGCUGGGACGCACAGCAAAAGUUGCUCCGAUCCUACGUAGGCACCACGAGCCGGAAAUUUGAACCUUGGAACAGAGUCUACCAGCAUGUCGAACCAACCGAAAGCGAAGAGUUCCAGAUAAUAUCUACGACUACGGAGACACCACAAGAACCAACACCACCCGAAGAAACGGUCACGUAUAUCACAACAGAGGAUGAACCGACCGCUGGAAAUUCUAAUGAUAAAAACGAAACUGCUCAUAUUUAUGCACCGAUCCAAGUUCGUGUCGACGAACAACCCUCGGAAAACUGCUCCGUCGAAUCCAACCUCGACACUAGCGACACACCGAAACCCAUUCUGGUUAAACCGGAACCCUUGGAGAAGGAUAUCUCGACAAUUGAUUCAGACAUAAAGAACGAUGAAAAUGACGACCGGGAAUUGAAUCAGCAAAGAGACCAACCCCCACUAAAGAAGCCCCGUCAUAGCAAGGAAGCAGCUUCCGGCAACACUGGCACCAGCGAACGGACUGAAAAGUUCACAUGCAAGCUGUGUUUGCAGGAGUUCAGUAAGCAAACGGAACUCGUCAUACACAGUCGGAAGCAUGUGCUCGAACACAGGACCGUGAAACAUGACGUACUGCUUAGCGGAUGGUUCUUCGAAACCAUCAAAUGCCUUCAGUGCAGGAAGACUUUCCCGACACCGGAGGAGCUCAAGGCUCACACCAGUGAAAUGCACAGAAGCGACGCAUACUGCCCGAUAUGCGGAAUGAGAUUCAGGAACAACGAAGUCCUAGAGCAGCACAGAAAACGUGCCAAGCGCUGCCUGAUAAAAGCAAACGAACCCGCCAAGAUCCAGUGAACCCCAGAAUGCAACUCACCGUAAUCGUCCAUUCCCAAUACGUCGUCACACACAUUCCUUCAUAAUGGCCAAGUUCUCAUAUUUUCCGUCAACAAGCAAACGGCUUGGCCGAGCCUCUGUUUUUAUGCCUACAUUAGCGCAUACGCGAACGUUUUAUUAGCAAAUAAAUCGAAAAGUCUUCUA